Messenger RNA from Rhodamnia argentea, 1398 nucleotides. RefSeq lists its product as uncharacterized. The transcript has a single exon. NCBI's taxonomy places the organism in Eukaryota, Viridiplantae, Streptophyta, Magnoliopsida, Myrtales, Myrtaceae. The record is from RefSeq and is a predicted model, not a curated record. Bases 81 to 1274 code for a protein of 397 amino acids.
CUUCCUUCCUCCUCUCUCCCCCGCCCUAUAAGAUCCUGCAUUCCGACUGUUCUUCAUUCUUGAAUCCUCUCAAACCCACCAUGGAAGUGGAAGUCGCGAUUCCGCUUCCGAACCCGGAGCUCAACUUCGACAGCACGUGUUCUUCUCCGUUCAUGACCGCUCCGUCGAGCCCUCAACGCUUCGGCAGCUUGUACUUCAGUGCGCCCACGAGCCCCACCAGAGCUUCGGCUUUCCUUCGCGAGCUCAGGAACUCAAGGAGGUCCCUGUCCUCGAUACCCUUUGCCUGGGAAGAGAAGCCCGGCGUCCCGAAACGCAGAGGGAGCGACCAGAGCGGCGGCGGCGGCGGCGGCGGCGGCGACGACGACGACGACGACUACGAUUUCGAGUUCAAUUUCAGUGGUCAACUGGACAGAGCUUCGGCUUCUGCCGACGAGCUCUUCUAUGGAGGCAAGAUCAGGCCUCUCAAGCCGCCACCGAGAUUGCAAGCCAACUCGGGUGACGCUGACUCGGUGAUGAACUCGCUUCCGGCGUCUCCGAGAUCGCCGUCGAGAUUCGCUCAGGGGAAGAAGAUGGUCCAAGAAGUUCUCUCCCCUCGCCACCCGAAGAGAGACUUUGACCCCUUCUCGGCAGCCUUGGAAGAGACCCGGAAGAGAGAGAUGAAUCUCAACAAACACGAAGACCUAAACCGUUCUCGUGGAAGGGAAAGAAAGGCGGAAUCUUCUUCGUCCCCGCGGACGUCGUCGGCCAGUUAUGUUCGUAAAGGAACGAGAUCUUUAUCGCCUUUGAGGGUGUCCGACAUCAUGGAGGCUGAUCGAGAAGCCGAAGAUCGCGCAGCGCCCUCAUCCUCAUCGAAUCAUGGUUCUUCAUAUUUCUCUUCGCUGUUGUCGUCCAUGUCCUUCUCGAAGGGCUACAGGAAGUGGAGCUUCAAGGACUUCCUGCUGUUCCGGAGCGCCUCAGAGGGGCGGGGCACGGCAAAGGAUCCUCUGCGCAAGUACGUGGCUCUGUCGAAGAGAUCCUCAUUCAAUUACGCACCAGCAAACGACGCGAAGAGCUCAAGCUUCAGGUCGACGGAGAGCGCCGGCUCGGUGAGCUCGAGGAGGAGAUCAGGGGCCGCGCCGGUGUCAGCUCACGAGAUGCAUUACACGUUGAACAGAGCGGUUUCGGAGGAGAUGAAGAAGAAAACGUCGUUGCCAUACAAGCACGGGCUGCUGGGUUGCUUGGGGUUCAAUCCUCCUCCGGGCGUGCACGACUUGGCCCGGGUACUGGGUCGCUGACGCAUGGACCGACCCGGAUCUCGCGAUCCGAAUUAGAGAUUCUCUCUCUCUCCUGCGCGCACGGGUUCGAGCUGUAGAUUUUUUUGGUCCUGUAAUGUCUCAUACUGGAAGCAUAUCAAACAUA